Thermothielavioides terrestris NRRL 8126 is the source of this 2627-nucleotide messenger RNA. RefSeq lists its product as uncharacterized. NCBI's taxonomy places the organism in Eukaryota, Fungi, Ascomycota, Sordariomycetes, Sordariales, Chaetomiaceae. The record is from RefSeq and is a predicted model, not a curated record. The transcript has 3 exons. The coding region runs from base 370 to 2169 and encodes 599 amino acids.
CCACCACAGAAGUCGGCAAUCUCAAUUUUUAUUCCUGCCGCUCGGUUUGCCAACCCACAGCAACGGCCCGUCCAACUCCUCCCUUCGCUGCCCCGGCGACCUCGUAAUUCAGGCUUCAUUUCUAUCGCUCGCUCCCUCGUUCGUUGAAAGUCGGCCCGUUAACGUUACUGGUACGCCAUUGGCUGUUUUAUCCCUCGAAUGUCGCCCGCCGGGUGACAGUAGCAGCGACGUUCCCCCUGUCCCGCGUGUCUGCUCGCCUCCCUCCGCCUCCUUCUUCCCCCGUCGGGGCCGUCUGUCGCCGUCGCCGCCGCCAACCUGGAGGCCAGCAAAGAGUACAGACCGGGUGGCACGCCGUCUCCGGUCGAAAAGAUGGGUCGCCUCGCGCUGGCCGGCGCCAGGUUCCGCCGCUUCUUCACUCGCCAGACGUUCUUCCUCGCGUUCGCGAUAUGCAUCGUGUGGUUCCUCGGCCUGCAGUUCCGCCGCGAGUCGCCCCUUCGGUCGCCCGUGGUGAACAACCAUCCUCCGGACCUGCGGAAACCUCCCAGGCGCAUGCCGACACACAACGUCCUGCCGCCGCUCGAGGAGCGCGUGCCCUGCCACGGUCCCCGCGGCCAUUUGCUGGGCACCAAUCGCGACGACGAACUGCUGUUCAGAGAGCUUGACGGCCCCUACCUGACGCCCUGGGCUGGCUCCUUCGAGGAGUUGGGCCUCGACUUGGUGGUCAUGACGGCGGACCAGAGAUACGGUCCGUACGGAUACGGCGAGGACAGGGACGACUAUAAGCGACAAAAGGUGGACUGGGAAAGGAUCGACUGGGGCCUUAUGCAGAACGACUGCUUCGAGCGGAACAGACAUCGCUUCCCGGUCGCCGCCUCGCGCUUCGAAGAUACCCGCGUUAGCAAACCCCGAUUCGCCCCGCGCGAGCUCGCCAAGACCCCCUUAAUUCGGCACUGGCACGAGUUCGAGCCGUCGAGGCGGACAGCCAUCGUGGUGCGCACGUGGCGCGGGUACGAAUACCUGCCCGAGGAUAUGUACUAUCUCCGCUCGCUCGUCGUCGAGGCGGCGCUGCGGUCGGGCGCCGAGUACCAGGUCAUUCUUCUGGUCGAUAUGAAGGAUUACGAAGGCUACGACAACAACAUUUGGGAAUCCGACGAGGCGUACCAGAAGGGGCUCGAGGACGCUGGCGUCCCGCCCGAGUUCCAGUCGAUUACUCUCUUGUGGGACGAACGUCUCCUGAAGAGCUGGUACCCCCUGAUCGAUGAGCACAGAACCAUGUGGCAGGUCUUCCAGCCGAUGCAGCUCCUCGCCCUGCACUACCCCGAGUUCGACCACUUCUGGCAGUUCGAGAUGGACAUGCGCUUCCUGGGCGACGCCGGCAAGUUCAUCGACCAGCUCACCACAGUGGCGCGCAACGAGCCACGUAAGCAGGCGCUCGAGCGGGCCAGCUUCUGGCACAUGAUUUCGCAGACGGGCGAGUUCGACGAGUUCUUCAAGGCGGUCGACAAGGCCAACAAGGGCGGGUCGCACGCGUGGGGGCCGAUGCGGGUGCCCGAGAUCCUGCCCAUCGGGCCGGAGCCGCCCGUGGCGGACCCGCGCAACGAGACGUUCCAGUGGGGCGUGGGCGAGGAGGCCGACGCCAUCACCACGUCGUACUGCAUGGACGCGACGAUCCCCAACUCGUGGGCGUUCCGCAACUGGAUCUACGGCUUCGAGGCGGGCACCAAGACGCCGCGCUUCUACUGCCCGCCGGCCAUCAUGCGCGCGUCGCGCAACCUGCUCUUCGUCAUCCACCAGGCCCAGGUCGAGCAGGGCGUCAGCAUCCCCUCGGAGGCGACGCUGCCCAGCUUCGCGCUCUGGCACGGCCUCAAGCUCGCCUUCCCGCAGCAGCCCAUCUUCCACCGCGACCGCGACGACCACGCCGCCCAGGCCAAGUGGUGGCGCGGCGGGCCCAAGGCCAGCUCCACCGGCCUCGGCCCGGACAGGUCCGAGCACCCGCGCGGCAACGGCCUGACCUUCUGGUGGGAGUCCGACUGGGCCAAGCACAUCUUCUACGAGUGGAUGGGGAGGAAGCUCGACAGCGGCGAGCCCCGGCCCUGGAUCCUCGACGACCGCGACGGGAAGCUCUGGGCGCCGAAUAUCCUCCUGCAUCCGGUCAAGCAUCAGAAAUAGAUCAGGCGGGCUUGAUCGUGGGGGUUAAUUGAGCAACGCGGAGAAAGGCUGUGUAAUGAAGGGGAGGCCAGUGGCGCCUUCGUUAAGGAGAGCAAGGGGGACGGUUGCGAGGAUAAUGGGCAUCCAUCCAACAGCGGAGCCGUAUAGUUUUGUUACUUUGCAUGGCGUAUGAUGUAACUACCAUGAGGAAGGCUUUUUGUUCUGUCUUGUCAUUUGGAGAGAGGAGUUACGGAGCUUGGCAGGGGUUUGUGUUUUGGGCGGGUUCUGGACAUCCCCAUCUUCAAGCCCCAUAUCUGUCUGGCUACCUUUUUUUCCGGCUUGCUGCCUUCUUGUACAUACAUUACUUACCUCUUGUACCAUCUCAAGUGUAGAAUCUUGGGAUCCUGUUUUACGGUGCCUGUAGCUAAUUGUAGUUGGAAUGGCUGAGGAGCGAAUGACAACGCCCGGGGCUUCCCCAC